Molecule: messenger RNA, 1539 nt
Organism: Triticum turgidum subsp. durum (durum wheat)
Lineage: Eukaryota; Viridiplantae; Streptophyta; Magnoliopsida; Poales; Poaceae
Source: the annotation of a GenBank genome assembly
AUGGAGCUGGAUCUGAACGUGGAGGAGAAGCCGGCGGCGGUGGCGCGGAGCGACUCCGGGACGUCGGAGUCGUCGGUGCUGAACGCGGAGGCGUCCUGCGGCGGGGGCGCCGCGCCGGCCGAGGAGGCCUCCAGCUCGACGCGCCAGCCGGCGCCGGCGCCGCGGGCGGUGCUCGAGUUCAGCAUCCUGAGGAGCUCGGCGUCCGCCGAGGGCGAGAACGACGUCGGCGCCGACGACGACGAGGAGGAGGCCACUCCCUCGCCUCCACCUCCGCCGCCGCGGCACUACCACCAGCACCUGCUGCAGCCGCAACAACUCGUCACCCAAGAGCUGUUCCCCGCCGCGGCCACCGCCGGCGGUCCGCCGCCGAUGUCCGUGCCGCAGCAUUGGGCCGAGCUCGGCUUCUUCCGCCCCGCGGCGCCGCCUCCGGACAUGAGGAUCCUGCAGAUGCAGCAGCAGCAGCUGCAGGUGCACGCGCAGCCCCCGCCGCCGCCGGCGGCCCAGCCGCCGGUGGCCAAGAAGAGCCGCCGCGGCCCGCGCUCCCGCAGCUCGCAGUACCGCGGCGUGACCUUCUACCGCCGCACCGGCCGCUGGGAAUCCCAUAUCUGGGAUUGCGGCAAGCAGGUGUACUUGGGUGGAUUUGACACUGCACAUGCUGCUGCAAGGGCGUACGAUCGAGCGGCGAUCAAGUUCCGUGGCGUCGACGCCGACAUAAACUUCAACCUCAGCGACUACGAGGACGACAUGAAGCAGAUGAAGGGCCUGUCCAAGGAGGAGUUCGUGCACGUGCUGCGGCGGCAGAGCACCGGCUUCUCGCGGGGCAGCUCCAAGUACAGAGGCGUCACCCUGCACAAGUGCGGCCGGUGGGAGGCGCGCAUGGGCCAGUUCCUCGGCAAGAAGUACAUAUAUCUUGGGCUAUUCGACAAUGAAGUAGAGGCUGCAAGGGCUUACGACAAGGCGGCGAUCAAAUGCAACGGUAGGGAGGCCGUGACGAACUUCGAGCCGAGCACCUAUGAUGCGGAGCUGCUCAGUGAGGUUGCUGCUGAAGGCGCAGAUGUCGACCUCAACUUGAGCAUAUCUCAACCAACUUCACAAAGUCCCAAAAGGGAUAAGAGCAGCCUUGGCCUGCAACUCCACCAUGGAUCAUAUGAAGGCUCUGAACUAAAGAGACCAAAGGUCGAUGCGCCCCCUGAGAUGGUCGCAAUCCCUCAUCGAUACCCCCUUCUGACCGAGCAUCCACCAAUCUGGCAUGGCCAAUCAUAUCCCAUCUUUUUAAAUAAUGAGGAUGCAGCCAGAGAUCAUAGCAGGAGGCCAGAGGUGGCCACAGGGGGUGUUCCAACCUGGGCAUGGAGGGUGAGCCACCCUCCUCCAACACAACCCAUGCCACUCUUCUCGUCGUCAUCGUCCGCUGCAGCAUCAUCAGGAUUCUCCAAAACCGCCGCGGCAGCUGCCCCCGGCGCCCCAUCGGCCUCAUUCCGGUUCGACCCGAUGGCGCCAUCAUCAUCGUCAAGCAACCAACACCACCACCACCCCCGCUGA